GUUUGGUUGGCGUAAUAAAUAGCAGCCACGAUCGAGCCUUUAGGCUGGCUUGGCUUACGAAUGUGGUGGUGGCGGCGGCGGCGGGGGCAGUGUGAGCAUGUAGGAUUGGUGCAGUGUCCCACUUUAGCCGGACCAUUAACAUCGCUAUGACUUUGCAGUUAGUAAGGAAAAAGAUUUGCAAGUUUCAAAUGUCCUUUCUUCUUUGACAAGAAUCUGCUCCCACAAUUCAAACUUGAUGCCCAAAUCCCACCUAUUACAAAUCUGUUGCGGAUUCUGAACAGUUCAUUUGUUUGUAGUGUUACAAGGUUCAGUUACACAAAUUAUACAGGAAUUAAUUAUUCAAGGACCUUUUAUUUGCAAUGGAUUCACCUGAACGUAGUCGGAGCUAUGUGAAGCGAGACACUGAGGAUAGCUCAGAUGUGAAGAGUGAUAGGGCAGGGGAUGAUGAGGAAUGGGAUGGCAGUGAUAAGAGGAGGCAUCGGUCCAGCAAGUCCAGGAAGUCGAGCAAUGGAGAAGAUGCUGAGGGAUUAGAUGGCAAUGGGAGAAGAAGAAGUUCUGGUGGGGACAGGAACGAGGGUCGUAAGAGGUCAGGUGGUGGCUCUAGCAGAGCAGGUAGUGACGAUGACGAUUAUGAAACAAGAAAAGAGUUGCGAUUAAAGCAAAUAAAGAAGAAACAAGAAGAAAGUAGCUUGGAAAAGCUGAGCAGUUGGUACCAGGAUGGAGAAUUAGAGAACAGACAGGUUGCAGAAAAGUCUGGAAGUAAAGGGCACAGUCGUGCUGAUGAGAGUGAGAAAAGGAAAAUGACAUUGAAGAUCUCAGAACAUGAGAGUUCACGUGGUGGAAGCAAAAGUAAAGAAGAAAGAUCCCAUGAUGGAGAGCAUGAGAAGUUACAAGAUAGAGAUUCCAGGUACUCAGAUAGGAGGGAAAGCAGUCGAGAGAAGGCUCAUGGUUCCACUGAGCUGGGAAGAACUUCUAGGAGGAGGUGGGAUGAAUCAGAUGCUGGAAAGAAAGGCGAAGAAAGUUAUCAUGAAAAGGCUGAUCUCAGAAGUGGAAAGGCUUCUGAUUCCAAAUAUGAGAAUUCUAAAGAGAGAAGUGCAUCUGCAAGAAAUGAACCCAGUGAUAGUAAAAGCAGAGGUUUUGAUUCAAACAACGAGAAGGGUGUCAAAGCCAACAAUAGAGAAGAAAGAAGAGCUGAUGGGGAGAGGAGCAAGAGCAAAAGCAGGUCAGGAGCUGUAGAAGAGGACGAUAAAGGUAGUCCUGUUACUCGUGAAGACAGAUCAGGUCGGCAGAAAAGUGAGAAGCAUAGACAGCAGAGAACUUCCACUAGCAGGGAUGCUAUUGAAAGUCGUGAAAGGUCUUUGAAUGCAGAUGAAGAUGGAAAUAUCUGGGUAAGAGAUAAAAGUGCUAGAGAAGCGGGGCGCUCUAACAGGUCUAGAACCCCAGAGAGGAGUGUAAGGCGUCAUCAAGAAUCACAGUACUCUGAAAUGGAGUAUGAAAGAAGCUCAGACAUCAGGAGGAAGGAUCUAGAAAAGGAUGGUCAUAGGGACGAUAGAUCAAAAGGCAGGGAUGACAGCUGGAAUGACAGGAAUAGAGAUCGAGAAAGUUCCAAAGAUAGUUGGAAAAGAAGGCAAUCCAUUGGCAAUGAUAGAGAGUCAAAAGAUGGAGAUGUUUACGAUCGUGGCAGAGAUUGGGAGCCAAGACAUGGUCGUGAGAGGAGUGACAAUGAAAGGCCUCAUGGUCGAACCAGGGGUGAGGCUGUCAAAACAUCAUCGAAUUUUGGCAUUUCAAAUGAGAAUUAUGAUGUGAUAGAGAUCCAAACAAAGCCUCUUGAUUAUGGACGGGCAGAGUCCGGAUCCAACUUUGGCAGGAGAAGUGAGCUUGGUCAGCAAUCUGAUGGGAAAUCAGCACCGAAAUCUGAAGAGUGGGCACAUAUUCGUGAUGAAAGAGCAAGAAGACAUGAUUUAUAUGGUUCUACGCCUUCUGCUGAUGAUACGAAGGAGAGGUAUGGUGAUGAAGGUGUGUCUAUUCGAGAUCCAAGUUCAUGGAGGGAUGAAAUAGACUACCAGGCAGGGAAAGGAAGAGGACAGAGAGGGGCUAUGUCUGGUCGAGGUGCUGGUGGCCAUAGUUCCAGUGGUGGUUCACAGCCUCCGUAUGGAAACCAGGAACCAGGGUCUUUCUCAAGAGGUCCUCCACUGGGAGUAAAAGGAAGCAGGGUAGGGAGAGGAGGGAGGGGUAGGCCAUCUGGUAGAGACAACCAACAGGUACCAUUGCCCUUAAUGGGAUCACCUUUUGGGCCUGUUGGAGUUCCACCACCUGGACCAAUGCAGCCACUCGGCCCUAGUAUGUCACCUGCUCCAGGUCCUCCAAUUUCACCAGGUGUCUUUAUUCCACCAUUUUCUCCUCCUGUGGUUUGGCCUGGGGCUCGAGGUGUAGAGAUGAAUAUGCUAGGCAUGCCUCCAGCUCUCUCUCCUGUUCCUCCUGGACCAUCAGCCCCAAGAUUUCCUCCUAACAUGGGGACUCCACCAAAUCCUGCAAUGUUUUUUAAUCAGGCAGGACCUGGAAGGGGAGUGCCUCCAAACAUGUCUGGUCCCGGUUUUAAUGGUGCUGGACCAAUAGGAAGAGGUGCUCCUCCUGAUAAGAGUACAGGGGGUUGGGUUCCUCCUAGAAAUAAUGGACCUCCUGGUAAAGCCCCUUCAAGAGGAGAGCAGAAUGAUUACUCCCAGAAUUUUGUAGAUACUGGUAUGCGACCCCAGAAUUUUAUUAGAGAGUUGGAGCUUACCAAUGUUGUAGAGGAUUACCCCAAACUCAGGGAGCUUAUACAGAAAAAGGAUGAGAUUGUGGCUAAAUCUGCCUCUGCGCCUAUGUAUUUGAAAUGUGACCUGCAUGAGUUUGACUUCUCUCCUGAAUUUUUUGGGACCAAGUUUGAUGUAAUCCUGGUGGACCCCCCUUGGGAAGAAUAUGUUCAUCGGGCUCCUGGUGUAGCUGACCAUAUGGAGUAUUGGACAUUUGAAGAAAUAUUAAAUCUCAAGAUUGAGGCAAUAGCUGAUACACCUUCUUUUAUCUUCCUCUGGGUGGGUGAUGGUGUGGGACUUGAACAAGGGCGUCAAUGUUUAAAGAAGUGGGGAUUUCGGAGAUGUGAGGAUAUUUGUUGGGUGAAGACCAACAAAAGUAAUGCAACUCCAGGGUUGCGGCAUGAUUCUCACACACUGUUUCAGCACUCAAAGGAACACUGCUUGAUGGGUAUAAAAGGAACAGUUCGACGCAGCACUGAUGGUCAUAUAAUCCAUGCAAACAUUGACACAGAUGUAAUUAUAGCUGAGGAACCUCCUUAUGGUUCAACUCAAAAGCCUGAAGAUAUGUAUCGUAUAAUUGAGCAUUUCUCCCUUGGCCGCAGAAGGCUUGAGCUUUUUGGUGAAGACCACAAUAUUCGAUCUGGUUGGCUGACUGUUGGUAAAGGACUAUCCUCAUCAAAUUUCAAUGCUGAGGCAUAUGUCAGGAAUUUUGCUGACAAGGAUGGGAAAAUCUGGCAAGGAGGUGGUGGACGAAAUCCUCCUCCUGAGGCUCCUCAUCUCGUCAUGACUACCCCUGAAAUAGAGGCUCUAAGGCCAAAGUCACCCAUGAAGAACCAGCAGCAGCAACAGCAAUCAACAUCCAUUUCUCUAACGACGGCCAAUUCUUCCAGCAGGAGGGCUGCUGGAAAUUCUCCACAGAAUCCAAGCACUUUCAGUUUAAACCAAGAGACUUCUAACUCUAACCCUUCAACUCCGGCUCCAUGGGCUUCUCCAAUGGAGGGCUUUAGAGGACGAGAAAGUGGGAAUAUGCCUUUAGAGGACAAACUUUUUGACAUGUAUGGAUAUGCCGGGCAGGCAAAUGGGGAGUACCUUGAUUUUGAGUCUCAAAGACCAAUGAAUUUGUUGUAAGAAACACGUGUCAUAAAAUGUUGUUGUAUUCCCUGUAAUUUUUUUCCCAGCUAAAAUAUAGAUGGAAAGGGAUGCCAUUUCAUACCA
Messenger RNA from Hevea brasiliensis (rubber tree), 4007 nucleotides. RefSeq names its product N6-adenosine-methyltransferase non-catalytic subunit MTB. The transcript is spliced from 7 exons. Gene Ontology annotation, cellular component: RNA N6-methyladenosine methyltransferase complex; nucleus. Bases 360 to 3920 code for a protein of 1186 amino acids. The record is from RefSeq and is a predicted model, not a curated record. Lineage: Eukaryota; Viridiplantae; Streptophyta; Magnoliopsida; Malpighiales; Euphorbiaceae. Gene Ontology annotation, molecular function: mRNA binding; methyltransferase activity.